UAGGGUUCUUGGGCGAAUGCCGCGGUACACGACGUCCCAGACCUACACAGAGGGCAACACCCAGGUAGUGACACUCGCCAGCACUAGAGGCGAUGGCAAGGCGCUGGUCCCAGCCUCGGAGCCGGCGAUCCCAGAGAUCCCGGCCGAGGACGAAGACCUCGAGAUUAAGCUCCGGCGGAUCACGGAGCAAGUUCCCGUGCGCAUCAGCAACACAUCUGGGAGCUCCGCUGGGUCUGGCUCGGGAGAUUUCCACCAGUACCGGCAGAUGAGACGCAGGGAGCAGGAUCGCCUGGCGCGGAUGGAGGCGGAUUAUCAGAGGAAGAAGGAGCAGACGGAGUUUGCGAUUCGUCGCGAAGCCCGGCUCAAAGAGGCCGAGGAGCGAACGGCCAAGAGGAGGGCAAAGAGGCUAAAGAAGAAAGAAAAGAAGAAGCAAAAGAAGGACAAGGCGGUGAAAGAGCCAGGCGUGGAGGAGGCGGACAAGGCGAAAGACGCAAACGCUGGAGAAUCCAGCUCCGACUCAGAGGCCGAGUAGUAAGGAAAGGUGCUAGUUUAUUUCCUUCUCAAAGCGGAACUUUGAAUAUAUAGCUCAAAGUCAGGCAAGCUUUGGAGCUUUGUCACUUAACCUUCGUAUUUUUCUCUCUUUGUUAAGAUCGAUGCCCAGAUGCUUGAUCCUGGCACAAUGGUAAAAAA
Molecule: messenger RNA, 690 nt
Organism: Selaginella moellendorffii
Lineage: Eukaryota; Viridiplantae; Streptophyta; Lycopodiopsida; Selaginellales; Selaginellaceae
Product: PRKR-interacting protein 1
Exons: 3
Coding region: 17-532 (171 amino acids)
Biological process (GO): negative regulation of protein kinase activity
Cellular component (GO): nucleolus
Molecular function (GO): protein kinase inhibitor activity; protein kinase binding; double-stranded RNA binding
Source: RefSeq, a predicted model, not a curated record